GAGAGAGGAGGGUUAAGGGUUUAGGUCCCAUCAUAACCCUACUUUCCUACACUCUUUCGGCUCUCUUUCGUUUCUCCACUCCAUCGCUGCGCUUCUUCGGCGGAUCGCGCUGAUCGCAGUGUCUGACUGUUUGUUGCAAGGGGCUCGGAUUUCCGCUUCGUAGCCAUGGAGCCAGCCGAUUUUGAGGCGUUGCCGGAGGAGGACAAGCACCGUAUGUCCUUCAUGAUCGACCAGCUUCAAGUUCGUGACAGCUUGAAAAUGUACAAUUCCUUGGUGGAGAGGUGCUUCUGUCACUGCGUGGAAAGUUUCCGGAGGAAGACUUUGGACAAGCAAGAGGAGACCUGUGUCAAGCGGUGUGCCGAGAAGUACUUGAAGCAUUCUAUGCGAGUCAGCAUGCGCUUUGCAGAGUUGAAUCAGGGUGCCGCAACCUCCGAUUAACCGUGAAGCGUUAGCCCAACUGAGUGGGUCUAGUUUACUACUUACGAAGUCUUGUUCCUUCAGCCUGGCAGCGAAUCUACUUCCUGGCACGUGACCUAUUUUUGUGGUGACUUUGACUCAUGAAUUGUAGAACCGCGCCUUGCAACCCCAUUGCCUUGAUUCUCAAUUCCAAUGCACCUACUUGUUUGCUGGUUACUGUAUUUGAAUAGACAGGCGUGUUGUGUAUACAUGUGCUCAUAUUGCACGGUUCCUUGCACAAAGUGGGGUACUUUGCUACUGUGCUGCCGCUUGGAAUAUUUCAAACUUGGGAUUAUGUGGAGUAAUCAUGGGAUAGUUUUCUACAAAGGAAUCUUGCUUUGAAGGUUCGAUUUCUGUACUGCAAAUGACUGAUGGGAACAUCGAAGUAAACAAUUGCGUGUUGCUGACUGUAGAGUCUAAUUGUUA
Physcomitrium patens is the source of this 882-nucleotide messenger RNA. RefSeq names its product mitochondrial import inner membrane translocase subunit Tim9. NCBI's taxonomy places the organism in Eukaryota, Viridiplantae, Streptophyta, Bryopsida, Funariales, Funariaceae. The record is from RefSeq and is a predicted model, not a curated record.